AUGGAUGAUGUGUUUCAGGACCUGCCUAAGAAGAAGAAUUUUGUGGUUGUUGUGAAGAAGAAGAUGUUCUACUCCGAGGGUGAUGACCUUGGUUUUCUGAGCUACGUCUACAAGGUCAACCUAACUUCGCCCAAUCUGAAGAACUUUGACUGCAUCACAACGACAAGCUAAAAGGUCCCUUCAUACCCCUCACGAGGAUUGACGAGGCUGGCGUCUAUCCGCCCAUUGCAGGCACCCCAUUGGCUACUCGACAGGUCCACACUCUAACAUUUGUCUGCACCAAGCUCGAUCGGCAGAUUAAAAUAGACGAAGUCUACUUGAAGGGUCCUCUGCCGGCUGCUACGAGAAAUGACAUACAGGUGGGUAAGGGGGAGAUGUGGUCCGUUUGUAAGGAAGAACUUUGAGUUUAUUCUGCCUGGCUGGAAAAAGGACGACGUCUACACCAUCACCGCUUGGCUCUCUUCAGGCAGCAUUAUGAUGAAGAAGGCUGUCAUUCUGGGACCCUUCGACCAACUGACUGUCAAGCCGACUGUCGCGUUUGCAGACCAGACUGUCGAAAUUAUGUGCUUUCAGGACUUAUUGAAGAAGCCCAGCGAUCCCAAUAAACACUUUGCCACAAUGUUCGCUCCCAGUGCCGUUGAGUACCUCCUCCUAGAGGGCCUCAGCCAGACCGACUACAUAACCCUCCCAAGCUUCACGCCUAAGGAGAGGUGCGUCCUGCAGACCAGAUGGCCUUCCGGAGUCGCGCGCUUCAACAUCCCAAGUCAUUACUGA
Messenger RNA from Spirometra erinaceieuropaei, 774 nucleotides. Lineage: Eukaryota; Metazoa; Platyhelminthes; Cestoda; Diphyllobothriidea; Diphyllobothriidae. The record is from the annotation of a GenBank genome assembly.